AGGAGCAUGCCACUUCUUCCUCCUCCUAUGGGCAUCCUGCGCUUUGCCAGCCUUUCCCUGCUGGUGCAGCUGGUCCAGGGCGCGGGCUGGGUGAGCCGGACCAGCGCGGGCACCCUACAGGAGGCUGGGGGCAGAAGUGAUGGAAAUGGGGUCACUGAGGAGGAUACUGCCGCCGCCGCUGGGCGCUAUGGGAGGGCUGCCAGCCACGACCACCUCUCACUGCUCAGCACCUCGUUUGUGCUCAAGGGGGAUGCGUCUCACAACCAAGCCAUAGUGCACUGGACCGGCGAGAAGAGCAGCGUCAUCCUCAUACUGACUAAGAACUAUCACUCUGACAUGGGGAAGGUUCUUGAGAGCUCUUUAUGGAGGUCUUCGGAUUAUGGAACUACAUACACAAAGCUAAACCUGCAGCCUGGUGUCACCACAGUGAUUGAUAAGUUCUACAUCUGUCCCACCAACAAGAAGAAGAUUAUUCUCGUCAGCUCCUCCGUCUCUGAACAAUGGCUUUUCACGAGCAGCGAUGAAGGCGCGACCUUCCAGAAACAUGCGAUUACCUUCUCUGUGGAGAUCCUCAUCUUUCAUCCACAACAGGAGGACACGCUACUGGCUUACAGCAGAGAUGCCAAGCUUUAUUUCUCCGUAAAUCUUGGAAAACAAUGGGAUCUUUUGCAAGAACAAGUCACCAAAGAGCGUAUAUUCUGGUCUGUUGCUGGAGUAGAUACAGAUCCAGGUCUGGUCCACAUGGAGAUACAAGAUAAAGAUGGAGGCUAUCGAUAUGUGACAUGCCGGAUUCAAAACUGCACUAACAAAACGCUAGCAUUUCACUUCAACGGGAACAUUGAUCGCGGCUCUUUGACUGUACAAGAUGAUUACAUCUUUCUUAAGACAACGGCAGGAAACCAGACUAAAUACUAUGUAUCAUACCGACGGAAUGACUUUGUACAGAUGAAACUUCCGAAAUAUGCACUUCCAAAGGAUCUACAAAUCAUCAGCACAGAUAAAAGCCAGGUAUUCAUUGCCGUUCAGGAAUGGUAUCAGACAGACACUUACAACCUGUAUCAGUCGGAUCCACAAGGAGUUUAUUACUCUAUCGUUCUGGAGAACAUGAGGAGCACUAAACAACCGGAGGAGGACGUCAUGAUAGAUAUCCUAGAGGUCAGAGGAGUUAAAGGUGUUUUUCUGGCCAAUCAAAAAAUAGACAGUAAAGUGACAACGCUUAUAACUUAUAAUAAAGGCCGUGAUUGGGAUUAUCUAACUCCACCAGGUGUGGACAUGACAGGCAAGCGAACCAACUGCAAACCGCCUGAAUGCCAUCUUCACCUUCAUCUCCGCUGGGCAGAUAAUCCUUACGUAUCAGGAACCGUCCAUACCAAGGACACAGCCCCAGGCCUGAUUAUGGGAGCUGGGAACCUGGGCUCCCAGCUAGUGGAGUACAAGGAAGAAAUGUACAUAACAUCCGACUGCGGGAAGACCUGGAGACAAGUUUUUGAAGAAGAGCAUCACAUCUUGUAUCUGGACCAUGGUGGGGUUAUUGUAGCCAUCAAAGAUACGUCCAUUCCACUGAAAAUACUCAAAUUCAGUGUAGAUGAAGGCUACACAUGGAGCGUACACAAUUUCACCAGCACAUCCGUGUUCGUGGACGGACUUCUCAGUGAACCUGGAGACGAGACUUUGGUGAUGACGGUGUUCGGACAUAUCAGUUACCGAUCAGAAUGGGAGCUGGUGAAAGUAGAUUUUAGACCCUCGUUUAUAAGAGAGUGCACUGAGGAGGAUUACGACUCCUGGGAUCUCUCUAAUACACAGGGAGACUAUUGCAUCAUGGGUCAGCAGAGAAGCUUCCGUAAGAGAAAGACCUCUUCGUGGUGCAUUAAGGGUAGGAAUUUCACCUCAGCCCGUACAUCAAGACUAUGCCAGUGUGAAAGCACAGAUUUCGUGUGUGAUUAUGGAUUUGAACAGGAGGUCACCCAAAAACAAACUAGCCGAUGUUUUCCUGAUUUUUGGUUUAACCCGGAAUCUCCACCAGAAGAUUGCACCGUUGGACAAACCUAUACAAGUACCACUGGAUAUAGGAAACUCAUAUCUAACGUGUGUGAAGGAGGCAUCGACCUGCAAGAAAAUCUACUACGUAAUCAGUGUCCUUUAAUUGCACCAAAAGGUUUGAGAAUCAUCAUGAAAGGAGACUCCAUGGCUGUAAAGCCAGGAGAAGACAUCACGUUUAUGGUACAGCAGGAGCAGGGGGAUCUUUUAAACACGAAAUAUCAAGUGGAUUUUGGAGAUGGACUCAAGGUCAUUUAUAUGAAUCUUACACUGAAUGAUGAGCCCGUCUGCCACCACUAUGAGAAUGCUGGAAUAUACAGGGUGUCUGUAAAAGCAGAGAAUGUUGCUGGACACGAUGAAGCCGUCAUCUACGUGCAGGUCAUCACUCCUCUCCAGGCCGUACAUCUUGAAGUGGUGCCAGUCGCCGGCAGAAACCAAGAAGUGAAUUUGUCAGCUGUUAUACAGCCAAGCAAUGUAAACCUGUCUGUCUACUACUGGUGGAUCGGAAAUAACCUGCAGCCGUUCCUGACUUUGGACAACUACCUCGUGACCCGAUUUGCUGAGGCCGGAGAGUACAGGGUGACGGUGCAGGUCUUAUACUGGAACUCUAUGUUGCAAGACUCUAAGGUCGUCAGAGUGUUCGAUGAAUACCAGGUUCUUCCACUCACGUUCAGCAGACACCUGGACAUGUAUAAUCCCAACAUCCCAGAGUGGAGAGAAGACAUUGGACAAAUAGUAACACGACUCCUUGCAAAGGAAACUGAUAUUCCUCGGCAAACUCUUGUGACAGUGGUGAAACCAGGCUUACCGACCACGGCUGACUUAUACCUACUACCGCCAUCAAAUCAACUAAGGAGGAAGAGGAGCGUUCCCACUGACAAGAGGAUAUUGGUGAUAAAACAGGCCCUGAAUGCACAUAAUAUCACGUUCUUCCUCAGAGGCGGAUUUUGGGUUUUAGUAACAUUAAGUGAUUCCGAAUCAGAGUCGGGGGCGAUUGCAGGAGCAGGAGGGUAUUGGGCUAUAGUGAUUAUAUUCGCCAUCUGUCUUGUGGCGGUCGGAGCUUUCAUCCUUUAUAAAUUCAAGAGGAAAGUACCCGGCAGGAACGUCUAUGCUCAGAUGCACAACGAGAAGGAGCAGGAGAUGACAAGUCCUGUGAAUCACAGCGAAGACACACAAAAUAUCAUCCAGGGAGAGGAGUUCAUUGAUGAUGACUUGGACACACAAACACUAGGAAAUGCAAGAGGUAAUCACUCAGGAGUGGUUUUAAGUAUUAACUCCAGAGAAAUGCACAACUACCUGGUUAGCUGAUGUUUACACAUGGAGACAAUCGUCACAGACUCUUCCCUAUAUUGUAAUAUUUCUUCCUGGUAAAUCUUCAGACUGGAUUAUCAGACUGUAAGAGCAAUCGGAGAAGUUGUUUCUAACCCGUUCUGAAGAUAUCGAAACGUCUGCUACUACGGAAGAGCAAUUGACCUAUAUGUUUGAAGGACUCGUUUUCAUACGAAUUGUUACAAUUCAUAUUUAACUGGUAGCAACUUUGUAACCCACAACAUAUUUUUGUGUUCUAUUCAUAUUAUGUGUACACUUUAUUACCUCUUAUCUAGUUUUUUUUUUCCAACCCCCCCCCCCCCCCCCCCCAAGAUUCAAGUUUACUUUAGGAUAUCGAUAUUUCCGCCAUUUCAUUUCUUUUCCUCCUUCUCCCUGGUUUCUGUAUAAAGACAAUGUGCUCUGGGAAAGAACAGUGAUAUAACGAUACUGUAUUAAUACAUCAGUAGUAUACCUGCACAUAGGAUCAGUCUCUGCACUAUUUCACUACAGCACCGGAAAGUAGGAGGAUCUCUGCACCAAAUGGUAAGACAUUCCAGACUGUGGUAUAGUCGUUGCAAAAUUAACA
This is a messenger RNA of Bufo bufo (common toad), 3931 nucleotides long. RefSeq names its product sortilin related VPS10 domain containing receptor 2 (gene SORCS2). The transcript is spliced from 27 exons. The record is from RefSeq and is a predicted model, not a curated record. The coding region runs from base 7 to 3345 and encodes 1112 amino acids. Gene Ontology annotation, cellular component: membrane. Gene Ontology annotation, molecular function: protein binding. NCBI's taxonomy places the organism in Eukaryota, Metazoa, Chordata, Amphibia, Anura, Bufonidae.